Molecule: messenger RNA, 2007 nt
Organism: Aureococcus anophagefferens
Lineage: Eukaryota; Pelagophyceae; Pelagomonadales; Pelagomonadaceae
Exons: 3
Coding region: 1-2007 (668 amino acids)
Source: RefSeq, a predicted model, not a curated record
AUGGUGCGCGGCGCCCUCGCACUGGCCCUCUUGGCCGCAGGCACCGCCGCGCCGUGCUUCUUCGAAGUGCUCAUCGACGGCGCGUGCAUCGUGUCGCGCUUCGACGCCGUCGACGGCGCCGACGUCGACGCGGCGGCGAAGGGCCUCGCGGCCCUGCUGCCGCUAGACGCGCUCGCCGGCGGCGGCUGCGGCGGCGACGCGGCCUGCGCGCAGCGCGCCGUGCGCGCGGGCUUCGAGGGCGCGCGCGACGCGUGCCUCGCGCGCGGCGUCGGGAGCCCGUGCCUCGACGUCGUCGACGCUUCCGGCGCGCGCGGCGCCGUCGCGCUCUGCGUCUUCGACGCCGGCGCCGACGUCGCGCCGGCCGAGGCGCUCGUCGCGCCCAUCGCCGCCGCGCGCGGCGGCGUCGAACUCCUCGUCCACGCGCGCGAGCCGUCGAAGGUCGCCGUCGCGUUCGACGGGGCGACCGCGGGCGGCGACCUCGCCGCGGCCGCGGCCGCGUGGGCCGUCGCGCGCGGCCUGCCCGCGGAAGUCGCCCCGGAACUUGCCGCCGCCGCUUCGGACGCCAUCGCCGGCCUGCACGUCAGCUGGAUGGUCGGCGGCCUGCCGCUCGCGCGCGCGCUCCAAGGGCCCGCGGCGCCGUUUGCGGCGCGCGCGGCCGCGUACCUCGGCGUGAGCGAGGCGUCCUUCGGCCACGCGCGGCGCGUGUCGAAACGCUACGUCGUCGUCCUCGAGGACCUCCAGGAGACGGCCGCCGACGCGGAGAACGCGCACGCGCACGAGCCCCUCGGCGCGUUCCGGACGCGCGAGGAGUGGGUCGACCUCUUCGUGCUCCUGGGAUUUUCCGUCGCGGACCACGGGCCCUGCAACGCCGGCGGCCUCGCGGGCUUCCGCCACACGAUGGCGUUCUGGAUCCUGGAGAAGAAGUCAACGGUCGGACUCAGUAUGGAGGGCAGCACAACAACAGCCCCCUACGUGCCCUGGUCCGAGGAGGAGUCGUCGGACGAGGAGCCGCCGGCGACGGAUCUGCCGUCGCGCACUGUGCCCUGGACGCCGUCGGCGUCGGAGACGGCGUCGCGGCCCCAGUCGCGCAUGGACACGGCCAGCACGUCCCGGCCCCAGUCCGAGGCGGCGUCGCGGUCGUCGUCGCGGCCCCAGUCCGUGCUCAGCCAGCUCAGCGACCGGCUGAACCGCAUGGGCGGCGUCAUCUCGCGCGGCACGCCGAGCGGCACGCCGAGCGCGGGUCUGUCGGGCCUCGCGGGCGCGACGCCGCCGACGACGGCGCCCGAGCCGGAGCCGGAGCCGGAGCCGGAGCCGGAACCGAUGAUGAAAAAGAAGCGCACGCCGCGCAAGACGCCGCGCAAGACGCCGCGCCACCGGUCCGUGUCGCCGGAGCCCGACUGGGUCGACGCGCUCGGCACGCUCGAGGACCCGUCGAAGACGCCGCGCGCCUGGGAGGCGGAGCCCGUGAGCGUCGGCGUCGUGCGCAAGCACUAUCGGCUGCGGCGCCAGGGCGAGGAGGCCGCCGCGCGGGCCCGCGUGCGCCGCGACAACGAGCUCAAGGGCAAGUUUCGCCGGUCCGGCGCGCGGGCCGACGGCGCGAUGUCGUCGUCGUCCGACGACGACGACGACGAGGCGUCGAAGCCCGUCGUCGUCGACGACCCGGAGAUCACGAAGCUGUACGGGUUGGCCUACGGCGCGGUGGCGAACGACGCCGGAGCGCGGGACGCGUUGGUCGCGCGCGUCGACGCGGAGCUGCGGAGCGGCGGGCCCGUGCUCCUCGUGGCGCACCCGGACGACAACGACGGCGAGGCUGCGAACUGCCGGCUGGUGCUGCGCACGCUCCACGCGGCGUGCAACCCGACGCUGACGGACCCCAUCCCGCCCGUGCCCUUGGCGCGCGCGGACGGCUCCGUCGCGAUGAGGCUCGACCCGAAGCGGCGGCGCGAGCACGCGUUCCCGCUGCCGAUCCCCGCGCCGGAGGGGCGGGGGCGGCUGUCGGUGUUGUAA